Molecule: messenger RNA, 708 nt
Organism: Cylindrotheca closterium
Lineage: Eukaryota; Bacillariophyta; Bacillariophyceae; Bacillariales; Bacillariaceae
Source: the annotation of a GenBank genome assembly
AUGGACUUGCCUUAUAUUCUAUUCUUCGUUCUCUUUUUGGGAACCUUACAAGCCACGAAUGGAUUCACAACCUCUGGAAGAAUACCACAUCUGCGGCUGCUUUCGAAUUCAGGAGAGGUUGUUUCAUCAUCGAGCUGCUGCCUCUUUGUUGAAACUACUCUUUCUGAAGCCGAAGCUGACCUUUUGCCAUCCAUUCGUGAAGCCAUUGAAGAAACUGGGGAUGAACUUGCGAUACCGUCGUGGAUAGAAGCAAUUGAACUUGUUUGUAGCAAGACCGGCCUACCAGAAGAUUCAGCAGAGAUUGCACUGGCCAAAGCAAAUGGUUGGAGGGCCUGGGUCAAGGUGACAAGCAAGUUUGCCAAGAAAUACAUGAAGACAUACAUCCCAAAAAAGGAUAAAUUGGAAGCUGCGCUUGACUGGGCUAUCACUGGCCCGCUCCAGUUCUCAGAAGAGCAGCUUGCUGCAGCAGUCGUUCGAACUCCUGAAGUCUACCUAAUGGAACCAGAAAAGAAUUUCGAAAAGGCCCGUUCUGUUGCACCGAAGGCUUUUCAGAAUACCGAACAAUUCACCGAGCUUGCAACUUCAGAUCCAAGUGUUCUUUCGUUAACAUUCAACUGUGUGGACUCGGGAUGUAAUUCGGAAUGCGGGAACUGUUGGGUAUCGUAUGAUAACAGGAAACGAAUUAAACAGCCGGAUAUAUUCGAUUGA